Molecule: messenger RNA, 3008 nt
Organism: Drosophila eugracilis
Lineage: Eukaryota; Metazoa; Arthropoda; Insecta; Diptera; Drosophilidae
Product: organic cation transporter protein
Exons: 7
Coding region: 678-2435 (585 amino acids)
Biological process (GO): transmembrane transport
Cellular component (GO): membrane
Molecular function (GO): transmembrane transporter activity
Source: RefSeq, a predicted model, not a curated record
UUCGGCGGAUACACAUCGCACCCAUCGCUCUUGGCCAGCUCGUCCCAACGGGCCUUAACGGUUCCGUCAAGCGCACUAAUAAAGCCAAAAAAACUAAAACAAUAUUAACACAACAUUUGUUUAAAUCAAUUCAAGCGUGCGCGUUUUUGUGAUUAUCCAAACAGACAAACAUCCAACUUCCCUUCUAAAUCUCGGGCUGUGAAAAUAUUUUCAUUUUUUAUUGGCCGUGGCGUGUGAGUGGUUUCAGUAAACGGCGAGCCAUUGAACUUUGAAAUAUAGAAAAUAUUUGGAAAGACAUCAACAAAAACACAUAUCUAUACAUCCUUAUACUAAUUGCUGUCGGGAAAUUCUGUUUGCGGUGCGUCGCAGAAAAUCUGUUGUUUCUACGCUGCAAGAAUUGUUUAAAUUUAUUCUUUUGUUUGGCCCGAUCUGUUUUGUCGAUUGUUUCGUAAACAAAAUUGUGGCCUGAAUUUUCAGUUUCCCACAUUGAUUCUAACAAGAGACCAAGCCAAAGCAACAAAUGUGACAACUAACAAUAAAUUGUGAUAGAACAACGCUGAUCCUUGGACUUACAUCCAUUUCCCCUAAACGAUCAGCAUUCGGAGACCAAGUCACAAUUAUACAUAGUACAAACCCAAUUACCAACUCAACUUAGCUUCAAUUAAACUCACUUCAACAUGGAUUUCGAUCAGAUUCUGGCCAAAUGUGGCGACUUCAAUCGCUACCAGUUCAUGAUACUCGCCCUCUUUGGGUUUAUUAAUAUCAUCGUAUCGAUGCAUUACUUUACACAAACAGUCAUUAGUUUUGUGCCAGAUCAUUGGUGCUAUCAUGAUAAGCUAGUGAAUAUGACCUACAAGGAGAUCGGUGAUAUCUACGCUCAGUUCGAGAAGCCCUCGUGCACCCGACUGGAGGACAUCAACGGACACAAUGUCACCGUCAGUAGCAAGCCCUGUGAGAAGUGGAUCUACAACUAUGAUUUUGGCUACAGGAGCAUGAACACUGAGCUAAACUGGGUCUGUGACUCGGCGUACAAGGCACGUAUUGGACAGUCCCUGUUCUUUAUUGGCUCCGUGGUGGGCACUCUCUUCUACGGUCUGCUCUCCGAUAAGAUUGGCCGUGUUCCCGCCCUAAUCUUGUCAAACUUCUGCGGUUUUGCCGGUGAUUUCUCCACCAUAUUUACCAAAAGCGUGGCCACCUUCACCCUCUGCCGUUUCAUUUCCGGUCUGGCAGCCGAUACUAACUUUUAUCUGAUGUACAUUAUAGUGCUCGAAUAUAUCCGACCCAGCAUGAGAACUCUGGGUCUUAACAUGGCCGUGGGCCUAUUCUAUUGCCUGGGUCUGGUCUUUACACCGUGGCUGGCAGUUUUGGUGGGUCAUUGGCAGAUCUACUUGGCCUGCACAUCGCUCCCAAUUCUACUGGUGGUGCUGUAUUAUUUUGUGGUGCAGGAAAGUGCCCAAUGGUUGGUGACCAGGAAUGACAUCGAUGGAGCCAUCAUGAGGCUGAAGAGGGUGGCCAAGUUCAAUGGCUGCCGAGUGCCGCAGUCGGACUUCGAUGAGUUCCGACGACACUGCCAGAUGACCCGGGAAAUGCAGGGCGGCGAUGACAAGAAGCAGGCCACUUUGCUGGACAUGUUCAAAACGCCACGCAUGCGUAAAAACACACUUAUUCUGUUCUUUAAGAGCAUGGUGAUCACUCUGUGCUACGAUGCAGUCUCCCGUAACGUGGAGGGCAUGGGCAUCUCACCCUUCAUCAUGUUCUCGCUGAGUGCCUUGGCUGUGCUGCCCUCGAGUAUUCUGCUGGUCCUGCUUCAAGAUCGCAUUGGUCGCAAGGGCAUGGCCUCGGGAUCCCUGCUGGUAGGUGGACUCUUCACAGCCGCCGCUGGAAUAGCGAUUGCCUAUCAGCAGCACAACCACAAUGCAAUUUUGCUGGCCUGUCUGACGAUUGCCGCUCGUUUUGGAGUGGCCAUCUCAUACGAGUCGGGAUCUCAGUAUGCCACCGAACUGAUCCCCACCUGCGUGAGAGGUCAGGGCGUGGCUGCAGUCCAUGUGGCCGGAUUUGCGGCAUCCUUCCUGGCGCCCUACAUCCUCUGGCUAGGCACUUUCUUCAAGGCGGCGCCCUCUAUUAUCCUGGGCGUCCUCUUCUUCGCAGGAUCCUUCGUCUGCCUGCUGCUGCCAGAGACGCUAAACAGGAGCCUUCCCACGACCAUCGAGGAGGGCGAGGUGUUCGGAAAGGGCGAGCGUAUGUUCGACUUCCCAUGCCUGCACAACAGGAACGAUGAUGAGGAAUCCGAUUCCGAGCUGGAGAAGUACAAGCGGAAGCACUCCCUGAUCGAUGCCAAGCAGAUGCAGAUGGAGUCCACCUCGAAUGGAAAGCGCAAGCAGUCCUUGAUCGAUGCCGAUCGCGAGGAGCAGGCUCUGAAGGACGCCAAGCACUGAGGGGCGAUGCUCCGCUCUCAGUAGUUCAUAGUUUAGCUAACCAAUUUGUCGCCUAGAAACUAAGAACCCAUUUCCCCUAAAUAACAUCCAGGCUAAGAUCCAGACUAACUCGAUUCGAUGGCCAGUAGUAGUUGGGUGCUAACAAAAUGUGUGCUCAAAAGCCUUUUCUUAUAUAUGAAUAGAGUGUAUCCUUAUAAAUUAUAUAUAUAUAUAUAUAUAUUUAUAUAUAUAUUUGUACGUAUAUCUACCUACUCUAGCUGGUAAUUACCUAGGGCUUAGCUGUACAUUUAACUCGAUUGAAAAUUACUGUUUUUUCCAAAACGCUGAUUGUGUAAGAAUGGAAUCGUAUAGUUAACACUUAAGCGGCACAAAAUCACUUAACUACAAAAAAUUGAAUAUGCUUAUCGUAAGAGUUUUUCAUACCUUCAUGUACAUAAGUGCGAUACUACUUAGGCCAGUAACUGAAUGUUCUAUUUUUGAUUUUGAUUUUUAAGCAAAUGAGAACCUUUAAGCAAACUGAUAAUAAUUAUUUAAAGUCUAGAAAACAAAAUAUUAAAUAUACAAAUCAAAAAA